AUGGGGGAGAUGGAGCAGCUGCGGCAGGAAGCAGAACAACUCAAGAAGCAGAUUGCAGAUGCCAGGAAAGCCUGUGCUGACAUUACCAUGGCAGAGCUGGUGUCUGGCCUAGAGGUCGUGGGACGAGUCCAGAUGCGGAUGCGGCGGACGUUAAGGGGUCACCUGGCCAAGAUCUAUGCCAUGCACUGGGCCACUGACUCCAAGCUGCUGGUAAGUGCCUCGCAAGACGGCAAGCUGAUCGUGUGGGACACCUACACCACCAACAAGGUGCAUGCCAUCCCUCUGCGCUCCUCCUGGGUCAUGACCUGUGCCUAUGCCCCGUCGGGGAACUUCGUGGCCUGUGGGGGACUGGACAACAUGUGUUCCAUCUACAGCCUCAAAUCACGGGAGGGCAAUGUCAAGGUCAGCCGGGAGCUCUCUGCGCACACAGGUUAUCUCUCCUGCUGCCGCUUCCUGGAUGACAACAACAUUGUGACCAGCUCCGGGGACACCACGUGCGCCCUGUGGGAUAUUGAGACUGGGCAGCAGAAGACUGUGUUUGUGGGGCACACGGGUGACUGCAUGAGCCUGGCUGUAUCUCCUGACUUUCAGUUCUUCAUCUCCGGGGCCUGUGACGCCAGUGCCAAGCUGUGGGACGUCCGGGAAGGCACCUGCCGCCAGACUUUCACUGGCCAUGAGUCGGACAUCAACGCCAUCUGUUUCUUCCCCAACGGAGAGGCCAUCUGCACGGGCUCGGACGACGCCUCCUGCCGCCUGUUUGACCUGCGGGCGGACCAGGAGCUGACCGCCUACUCCCACGAGAGUGUAAUCUGCGGCAUCACGUCCGUGGCCUUCUCCCUCAGCGGACGCCUGCUCUUCGCGGGCUACGAUGACUUCAACUGCAAUGUCUGGGACUCCAUGAAGGGCGAGCGCGUGGGCAUCCUCUCUGGCCAUGACAACAGGGUCAGCUGCCUGGGGGUCACAGCUGAUGGGAUGGCUGUGGCCACCGGAUCCUGGGACAGCUUUCUCAAGAUCUGGAACUGAGGAGGCUGGAGGAGGGGAGGUGAAGCCAUGAAGACAUUCAAACCCCCUCGCUGAACCCCCAUCCUAAUCUGCUUGAGGUUUUCUCUUCUAUACCCCAGCUGCCAUCCCCACCGAGUUUCCUCCUUUGAGAGCAGUGGGGAGUGGGGGAGUGUGCUUUUGGGAAGCAGCAUCGGGGACGGAGGGAGAAAGAACUAUCCCAUUUCCUCCCAUGGCCUCCCCUCCCCAUGGCCUUGACAGCCUCUCCCUUACUGAGCAAGGACAACCGACCCCUCCCCAGCCUUUGCAGGCCCAGCAGACUUCUAGACUGGAAGGCCCUAGAACCCCUCUCCCACAGCUACUGCCUUUGCCCAGACACGGUGGCACAGGUGCAAAGCCUGGGACGAUGGCUCUGCCACCACUCUGGUCCUUCUACUUCAUGCCUUCCCUUUUUCUACCUUCUUUUCUAUCCUAAAGCACCUGCAAUAA
This is a messenger RNA of Choloepus didactylus (southern two-toed sloth), 1488 nucleotides long. It is a transcript of the gene GNB3, whose product is annotated as G protein subunit beta 3. Gene Ontology annotation, cellular component: heterotrimeric G-protein complex; cytoplasm. NCBI's taxonomy places the organism in Eukaryota, Metazoa, Chordata, Mammalia, Pilosa, Megalonychidae. Gene Ontology annotation, biological process: G protein-coupled receptor signaling pathway. Bases 1 to 1023 code for a protein of 340 amino acids. The record is from RefSeq and is a predicted model, not a curated record. The transcript is spliced from 9 exons. Gene Ontology annotation, molecular function: signaling receptor complex adaptor activity; protein binding.